AUGGAAAAUGGUACAUAUGAGCAGUACCAAAGGGAACAGAAGAGGAGGCAAAGAAUUAAAAGGGUAAGAGUUAGCUUGCUUCAAUGAUGUUUCUACACAAAAAGUUAACUGUGGACCAUUUCAUUCACCUCUUAAACUCUUUCUUUUCCUCUAUUUCUCUACCCUAUGUGAUUGUGGAGAUUACCAGUAUUGAUGUUUUUCUGCUUGAGCUUAGUUUAAUAUUGAAAAUUGAAUGUCAUGUUAGUUGUGCAAUGAGCCAAGCAGUUUUGAAAAUGUCUUUAAGUAUUAUGAGUUAGAGAGAAACAUCUAUUUCAAAUGAUGUUAUCUCUCCUAACCACAACUAUUGUUUAUUUAAUGAAAGUCUGCUAAGUCUAAAACUUUUCAUGUUUUACCCUAGAAACUGGAGAAGAGACUGAGAGUGGUUACUGAGGAAGAAAAGGAGUCAGAAAUGUUCGAGGCAUUGCAUUUGUCAAUGAUAUCCUCAGAUGAAUCUGAUGGCGAGGAUGACACCCUGUCCACAAAGCAUCUUGUCUGGAGGGCAGAGGAGGUUUCUUCUUUCUUCAAAGAACUGGACUCACGGCAUAGGGCAAAUAUGUCCACCCAACAAAGGAGGCAGUCUGUAAACAGGCAGGUUGGCCUUCCAAGUACCAGAAGCCACAAUGAAGUGCCAGAGAAAUUAAUCUGGGCCAUUAAAUUGUAA
This is a messenger RNA of Pocillopora meandrina, 700 nucleotides long. NCBI's taxonomy places the organism in Eukaryota, Metazoa, Cnidaria, Anthozoa, Scleractinia, Pocilloporidae. The record is from the annotation of a GenBank genome assembly.